Molecule: messenger RNA, 438 nt
Organism: Colletotrichum fioriniae
Lineage: Eukaryota; Fungi; Ascomycota; Sordariomycetes; Glomerellales; Glomerellaceae
Source: RefSeq, a predicted model, not a curated record
AUGAGUUUUUCGACACCUUCCGAGCAGUUUGAGGAGCUGAAUAGCCCCAGCAUUAUACUUACUGAGCUUUCGGGCAAUGAGGAUUUGUCCACGUCGGAUCCAAUGGGCUGGGCCUCGGGCGGUCUGUUGAUUGAGACAGAUCAAAUCUCGGCCCCUCUUGGUCCAGCCCUUCAAGUCAUCAACCCCAAUUUACUCUCCUAUUUUAAGACCAACCACUUGAUUCAACCUACGGACCAUCCAAAAUAUGAUGAGGAUGAAGCCCUCAUCAACCAUGCCGGGGAUAAGGCCCAAGGAUCGGCGGUAGAGACCGAGUUAUCCUAUGGCACUCGACCACAACUCAUGAUUGAGAUUUCUGGUUUCACUGAAAAUCCAUCCGACGUCUCCAAUGUCGACGCGAUUCAGUGGGAUGUUCUCGAUGGUCCUACUCCGAUGGCUUAG